AAUCUUGCAGAAUCCUCUCGAAGUUUCUGCAUGUCUACAUAAUGAGUGGCUGUGAGGGAGGUCCUCAUAAACUGGGCAUCGUAAAUGUUAGUUCAGUUACUCUGUGUCAGACAGCUCCUGGGCGCACCAGCUCUUCGGCAGUCGCAAGUGCAAUUUACUUAAAUUAAGUUUAUAUAUAUAUAUCAUUGCUCAAAACUAACGUUUCACCUUAGGUCGAAUCAACGCGCGCACAAAAGUGCACGGUGCGGAGCGAACGUUGCCGUCGUCGAACUUGACAGCAAGUUAAUUUAGCUAACUAGCUAACACACUUUGUUUCUAUCUGUGGUGAUUGGCUCGCUGAAGUGAAGCCCGAUGGUGAAAAUGGGUAAAGACUACUAUACCGUUUUGGGAAUACAGAAAGGGGCGUCCGACGAUGAGAUCAAGAAGGCUUAUCGCAAGCAAGCGCUGCGCUAUCAUCCGGACAAAAACAAGUCGCCAGACGCUGAGGAGAAAUUCAAAGAAAUCGCUGAGGCAUACGAUGUACUUAGCGACCCAAAGAAGAAAGACAUCUACGACAAAUAUGGGGAAGACGGUCUGAAGGGUGGCGUCCCUGGUGGUGGAGGGAUGGGCGGCAUGGGCCCCAACUUCUCCUACACCUUCCAGGGUGACCCGCACGCCAUGUUUUCCGAGUUCUUCGGCGGCCGCAGCGCCUUCGACGUCCUCUUUGGCGGCGCCGGCCGCAACGGCGGCAUCGAGGACAUGGACACGGACGACCCGUUCGCCAACUUCGCCAACAUGGCCGGCGGCAUGCCCGGCAUGUCCUUCUCCGCGGGCAGAAUGGGUGGCGGCGGUGGCAUGGGCUCUCGCUCUGGCCAGCGUAAGAAGGACCCGCCGGUGGUCCACGAGCUGCGCGUGAGUCUGGACGAGGUGAUGACCGGCUGCACCAAGAAGAUGAAGAUCUCGCGCAAGCGGCUGAACCCCGACGGGCGCACAACGCGCUCCGAGGACAAGGUGCUGGUGGUGGACAUCAAGAAAGGCUGGAAGGAGGGCACCAAGAUCACCUUCCCCGGCGAGGGCGACGAGACGCCCAGCAACAUCCCCGCUGACGUCGUCUUCGUCGUCAAGGACAAGCCGCACGCCGUCUUCCGCCGCGACGGGUCCGACAUCGUCUACCCGGCCAAGAUCACACUCAGGGAGGCUCUCUGCGGUUGCACGGUAAACGCGCCGACGCUGGACGGACGCACGGUCACCGUGGCGAUGCAGGAUGCGGUGGUGCACCCCGGCAUGAAGCGGCGCAUGACGGGCGAGGGCCUCCCCCUGCCCAAGCACCCUGAGCGUCGCGGCGACCUCGUGGUCGAGUUCGAGGUCAAGUUCCCCGAGAGGCUGAGCCAGAGCGCCCGCGACACCAUCGCCCAGGUGCUGCCUGCGUCGUGAACCACCCCCCCCCCCCCUUCUUGACCCCCCCACUUCGCUUCAUUGCCCGC
Alosa sapidissima (American shad) is the source of this 1463-nucleotide messenger RNA. RefSeq names its product DnaJ heat shock protein family (Hsp40) member B1b (gene dnajb1b). Gene Ontology annotation, cellular component: cytosol. The coding region runs from base 352 to 1413 and encodes 353 amino acids. The transcript has 3 exons. Lineage: Eukaryota; Metazoa; Chordata; Actinopteri; Clupeiformes; Clupeidae. The record is from RefSeq and is a predicted model, not a curated record. Gene Ontology annotation, molecular function: transcription corepressor activity; Hsp70 protein binding.